This is a messenger RNA of Thelazia callipaeda (thelaziosis nematode), 2937 nucleotides long. NCBI's taxonomy places the organism in Eukaryota, Metazoa, Nematoda, Chromadorea, Rhabditida, Thelaziidae. The record is from the annotation of a GenBank genome assembly.
GGCCUACAAUUUAAUUUUAAUAAUGAAAGUGCGUAUGAUAGCUUUUUGCAUUACAUUCGUACUGAUAGCUAAUGCUAUCAAAAUUGGUAUAUUGGAAAAAGAGCUCAAACUUGUGGAAUUAUGCAAAAUUGCAAUAAACGAUGCUCAAAAUAUGAAUCAAUGCACUUCUGAAAAUAUUCAGAUAUUGAAUUCUACAGCAUGCCUUGUUGAUCGGGCAAAAGGCAUUGUCAGUGCGGUUUCAUUUCACUUCCAAGAUGAAGUUGAGGCUUUCAUUAAUUCUCGAUGCAAAAAUGAAAUGUUGGAUAUUGCUAGCUUAGCUCGUUACUGGAAUUCACCAGUAAUUUCUCGAACUAUUUCAAAUCCUCAAAUCAAAAAUAAUACUUUGUAUCCAACAGUAGUUCAUUUGGGCUUAACAUCCGCUAUCGAUUUCACGUACGCCAUCAAGUAUUUAGCUGAUUAUAUGAAUAUCAGUUCGAUUGUUUUGGUAAGCGGAGAAAAGCGUAAGAACCUUGAAUAUUCAAUUGUUGCUGGAAUGAAACUUGUAGCACAGCAACAGAAUUUAUUUCGCAUAGAAAAACACAUUAUGAUUGCAGAAUCAUCAAUCACAAAAAGAAAACAUUUAUCCGACAAUUUGAAAACACCUUCAAAAAUGAUUGUAAUUGGAAAUGAUUUUCUUCAGCCAGAAAUAGUUCUGACUAAACUGAAUGUUGCUGCAUUAAGUCAUCAUCAUUAUCUGAUCAUUUUUGUAUGCAAUCAGAUCAGCGAAAGUUGUACGAUUCCAAUCAAAUACAUUAUUAGUAAUGCAAAAAUCAUUGUUCUUGCUCCAGUUGUGGAAGGACAUGAAAAAAUAUUAAGCGAGUUAAGUAAACGAAUGAAUUUUGCUGUAAAACUGGUCGAAAUGGAGAAGUAUUUGGCCACAUAUGAUGCAUGUUACGGUUUUUGUUUUGGUACUCUGUACAGUUCAGCUUCAGACGGCAGAAAGUUUGCCAAAACUAUGCGCAAUCGACAAUUUAGCAAUGCAAUGGGAGAAGUAAUUUUCGAUAACAAUGGUAAACGCUUACAGAAUUAUGCAUUUCAAUUAUUACCUUCAAAAGACGCUGAAUUUAAAGUAGUAAUGCAGUUAUCAAUGGUUAAAGUUCCAUGCACAGCUGAUAAUUUAAUGACAUGGAAAAUUAGCAAAAAUAAUUUAAAAGUGAUUGAAACCAAACAGUCAAAAGGAAAUGCAGUGAGUGAUAAAUUAACUAACAAACGACGAAUAUUAGAAUCAUAUGCUUUGGUUGAUUCUUCGAAAGCUGAAUUUAUGUGUUUCAAACAACAAAAACGAAUUCUGUGGUCCACAGAACAGCUGGAUUUCUUAUAUGAAUUAAAGUCAUUAAAUCAUAAUAAUCUUACAAACUUUAUUGGCAUUUGUUAUAAUGAUUCAGAGCGAUUAUACGUAUUGCAUACGUUAAUUGAACGUGCUUCACUCGAGGAUUUUAUUUAUGAUUUUGAUUUCAAUAUGGAUAAUACUUUCAAAUGUGCUUUUGUUCACGAUAUCCUCAAGGGAUUACAAUAUUUGCAUAAAUCACCAAUCGGCUGUCACGGAAUGUUAUCGUUAAAAACAUGCUUAAUCGACGCAAAUUGGGUGCUUAAAUUAACUAAUUUUGGAGUUUCAACUAUGCUAAGCGAACUAAUUGAUCUAAAUUAUAUAAAACCUAUUGAAGCGAUCCCAUAUCAGUUUUAUAUUACAAUUGCGCCUGAAUUACUCUCUAAUAUUGAAAUUGGGCGAAAUUUUCCAAAGGGUACUGCAAGUGGAGAUAUAUACAGUUUUGGUAUGAUGCUUUAUUCAAUUGUAUAUCGUACUGCACCGUUUGAUCGACUUUUCUUGAAAGAAGUUAUUGAUAAUGUCAUUCACAAAUCACUACGGCCACAUGUUGACAAUCAACAAAAUGAUCCGUUGACCACAUUAAUAUGUCAGUGUUGGAGUGCAUCACCAGAUUCUCGACCCAAACUUCGUAAUAUUCAGCAAACUAUUGAAACUAUUUUUUCUAGCUCGAAAGGCAAUUUGGUCGAUCAAAUGAUUAAAAUGAAUGAAAAAUAUGCAGAAAAUUUGGAACAUAUCGUUGCAGAACGAACUUCACUUUUGGUUGAAGCACAAAAACAAACUGAGCGUUUGCUCUGUGAAAUGCUUCCACCGUCUAUCGCAGCACAGUUGAAAAAAGGGGAGACGAUUAUUCCAAGAACUUAUGAAUCAGUUACUGUUGGAUUCUGCCAGAUUGUCGAUUUCAUGGAUUUAAUGCAACAAUGUACUGCUGAUCAGGUCAUUGCAUUCUUAAACGAUACUUUCAUGACCUUUGAUGAAAUAAUUCAAAGUCAUGAUGCAUACAAAGUUGAAACAACUGCUGAAACUUAUAUGGUAGCAUCUGGAGUCCCUAGCGAAAAUGGUGGCAAGCAUGUUUUUGAAAUUGCUGAAAUCGCAUUACAAAUUCGAGAGAAAAGUUUAACGUAUAGAGUAGCAGCUGCACCUGACUGGAAACUUAGCGUUCGGAUCGGAUUUCAUUGUGGUCCAAUUGCUGCAGGUGUUAUUGGUAUACGAUCUCCAAGAUAUUGUUUAUUUGGUGAUACUGUUAAUUUCGCGUCACGUAUGCAAAGUAAUUGCCAAGCUAAUCAGAUACAAGUAGCUGAAAGUACUGCGAAAAUAUUAAUGCAGUCAGGAAAAUAUCAAUUAGAAAAACGUGGAGUUGUGCUUGUAAAAGGAAAAGGAAAUGUUAAUACUUAUUGGUUGAAUGCAUUGAAGCAAAAAAAUUCGCAGGAAUCAGAAAACAUAAUGGAAAGAGCGACGCCAGAUUUGAUUCAAAACGUGAACAAUACUGAUCAGAUAAGCACGUCAACAGAUGAUUCGUUAUCCAGUUAUGAUACAAUGCAGUACGAUAAUGUAGAUGGAAUACAUCGAUGAUU